AUCGAAACCAUGGCUGUCUAUCGCUGCUUUUGCAGCAUGGUUGCUCUAAUGAUGAUUACCGGUUCGAACGCCGAUCAUGACGAUCACGAUAGAACCAUUUUCGACGAGGAUAAUAACGAUUACGAUGACAUCCUUGACGCCGUUCAUAAAGGCAAAUAUUACAGAAACAAUGAUGAUAAUUACAAUGACGACUAUGGCAUUUUCAGAGCCAGAGAUGACGAUGAUGAUGGCCUGAUCAAAUUAUACGUAGGCCGAGACGUGUAUUAUAUGCCUGAAAGCGCCCUUUUCAUCGACAAUUUAGAUUCAGAUGACAAAAAUGGCAUCACUAAUAGCGAUGUUGGCGUUUACAAUAUGUAUCGUAGUCGAGGUCGUGGUCGGAAACCUAGAAAAAAAGAAUUAAGAAAAAUUGAUAAAGAAAAAUUACGUGCCAUCAUUACUCUGCUGCACCACUACAACCCCUUAAUGAAGCUGUUCUCAAUGAAGAAUAACGGCAAGAAACGGGUUGCCUGGAGGAAGUGGCUUAAUUGGUAUGACUCGACGAAUAGUGGUAUUAAUGGUAUGGGAUAAUAAAUGAAAACUCGGAAUUUUGACGUGUUGUA
Cydia fagiglandana is the source of this 599-nucleotide messenger RNA. RefSeq lists its product as uncharacterized. Lineage: Eukaryota; Metazoa; Arthropoda; Insecta; Lepidoptera; Tortricidae. The transcript has 4 exons. The coding region runs from base 10 to 567 and encodes 185 amino acids. The record is from RefSeq and is a predicted model, not a curated record.